Cheilinus undulatus (humphead wrasse) is the source of this 3892-nucleotide messenger RNA. It is a transcript of the gene dtnbp1b, whose product is annotated as dystrobrevin binding protein 1b. Gene Ontology annotation, biological process: neuron projection development; regulation of synaptic vesicle exocytosis; platelet dense granule organization. The coding region runs from base 283 to 975 and encodes 230 amino acids. Lineage: Eukaryota; Metazoa; Chordata; Actinopteri; Labriformes; Labridae. The record is from RefSeq and is a predicted model, not a curated record. The transcript has 4 exons. Gene Ontology annotation, cellular component: BLOC-1 complex; plasma membrane; synaptic vesicle membrane.
UCCAUACAUGCAUGUGUGUUCUUCAUUAGUGCUGGGGUUUCUUUUGAAUGCUCCACAUUCGAGUGUCUGGUUUUACCUGCAUGAAAAUGUGCCUGUGAGCAUCUCUGCAGCAUCGUUUGUAUGGACCAGCAUGUGUGCAGAGUGAAAGACAGUGUGAGGAUGCGUAGUGGGCAGGUGUUGUUGUGAUCAGCGGAGUUUUUGGUGUACUAUCGUCGUGUUGCUGACUCCCACCUCCUCCCUCCCAUUUGGUUAUCUUGUGAGGGUUUAAAGCAUCCUGCUGGGAUGUCCACCUCGCCUGGAGUGACAGACGGGAGCCAGAGGAACUCUUUGGAGCUAGAUGCAGAGCAUGCACAGAGAGUCCCUGGGGCAGAACCAGGAGGGAUCCCAACCCCGCAGGUCAAGCUGAAAGAGAGGCAGAAGUUUUUCGAGGAGGCCUUUCAGCAAGACAUGGAGCAGUACCUGUCUACUGGCUACCUGCAGAUCGCUGAGAGGAGAGAGCCAAUAGGAAGCAUGUCGUCCAUGGAGGUGAACGUGGACAUGCUGGAGCAGAUGGACUUGAUGGACAUGUCUGAUCAUGAAGCCUUGGAUGUGUUUCUGCACUCCGGGGGAGAGGACAACAGCGCUGCAUCACCUGUCGCAGGCCCAGACGUCGAGUCUUUCACCACAGAGAUCAGUCUCCAGGUCCCCACUCAGGCCGAGCUCCGCCACAAGCUCUCCUCCCUCUCCUCCACUUGCACUGACUCAGCCAGUCAGGACACAGAGGCCGGGGAGGAGGAUGACGAUGAGGAGGAGGAGGAGACAGAGCAGGGAGGAGGAGGAGGUGGAGGCAUCGGAGGACGGAGGAGAAGGCCCCCCGUGGUGGUGACCCUGGACGACGAGGAGGUGCACCCUGAUACGGCGCUGGUGGACAAAGCACCGGCGGAGCAGGAGGAGCAGAGCAGCAAAGACUCUGAGGAGAGCAGGCCAAAGGUUUGAGGAGGAGAGGACUGGAUUUACACACAGGCUCACACACAGAGAAACACAAACAUGCACACAGAGCUGCAGAAUCAAAAUGAUACAGAAUAAUAUUGGCUUCUUUUAAAAACAUGAAAAUAACACACUGAGGUUGCACUAACUGCCACAUGACCUUGCCUUAAAAGCCCACAGAUGUGAGUUUUCAAUUCCAAUUGAAUCCUGUGAAUUAGCUCUGAGUUCCUUUAAGCAUUUUAGCAUUGAAUCACUUAACAUACACAUAAAUAGUGUGAGAAUAAUCUGAGAAUUCUCCAAUAUUCUGUUGUAUGAAAGCAGUGGAUAAGACAGCAUAAAAAUCAUCCAUGUGUCUCCCUGCAGUUUUAUUUUUAUUCUUUAUGUUACUAUCUGAGCUUUUUCAUUCUUUUCCAAGGUUAUCACCUGCUCUGGCAUGUUUUUGUUGUUUUAUUUAUAACAGAAGGAUGCAUAAAUAUAUAAAGUUUUAUUCACUUUAGCGAGGCUGCACUUCUUACUUUGGUUUAAAUCACCCAAAUUCAGUACUUCCGUCAUAAGCUGCUCCCACUGAAUCAAGAGAAGAGACACAUUUUAAUGCUUACAGAAUUUAGAAAUCAAACUUAAAACUAAAUCAGCAACACUUUUCACUACUAAUCCAAUAUUUUUAUAUAGUGACUAACUAAAACACUUCUCUGUCACAUUAUGUAUUUCUUUAAUAUCUGACAACUGUGGCUAAUAAAGCAUACAAUCACUACAGUUUUAUUUGUAAUUGGCAUUGCUAAAUAUAUGCAGAAUAAUCUGCACAGAGCCCAGUACACAUGGCCUGCAAUGGCACACAUGGAUGAAGUUUUGAUACCUUGAUGUAAAAGCUGAACCUCCAAAGUCAGCUGCAUUUCUUUAAAUGGAUUCUGAUCAGUAUCCUCUGUUUUUUAAUAUGAACUACCUAUAAGAUUCUGUGCCAUAGGCUUUGAUAAACAUGGUUUGAGUGGCAGUCACCUGGCAGUGGGGUUUAAACCACACAGUACUGUAUAGCUGAUAGACUAGACGGAGUUCAGGUACAUGGAGAUCUUUCAGAGGCUGAUUAGUGUGAAAACACUGCAUUAUAUUCAUAUAAAUAAGCAAUAUGUGAACAGGCAUUGGAAAUGUGUCCAUUGCACCACCUUAAAAAUCAGGGGGUAAAUGCUAUUUGUGUGUCUGUACAUCUGAGUUUGUUUAUACAUGAUUUCAGUGCACUUAGAAGUUGUUUAUUGCAGCAGGAGAGCAGUCAGAGCUUCAUAGCUCCUCAAGUCGUCAUGACACUGGUGCCAAAGUCAGUUGUAGUUCAUAACUCAGCAAGUCUUUGCUUCUAUUUGUAUAAUAAACCAGAGUGCAACAGUUGCCAUCCAACUAGAGGAACUGAAUGUCUGAGAUUUAUGAAGGCAGCAGGCAAAGCUAAAGUAUCAAUGUGCAACUAUUUCACUCCUUAUGUGAGAUUCAAUGGCUUGAUGACUUUUCAAAAGAAGAACAGCAGAUUCCCCAUCUGGACACAGAACAGCUAACCCUAACACCUGUUGUGCACUAUGUAUCUUGAAGGAAUAUGAUGUCACAUUUUACUUAAAUUAACCUUUCGGUUGUUAAUUGAUGUUAAACUUGAUUUCAAACUCCCAGUUUUAAAAGGAAAGGUCUUGCAGCGUUAAUUGUUAGCAAAAGUCUGAUCAUUAAAAUACUGUGGACUGUGUGCUGCUACGCAAAGAGCAGAAGAAGCACAGAGAAAAAGUCAGUUCGUUUACAUGAUCAGACAAGUCAAGCUACAGCUAAAGCUUCAGUGGGAUGUAAAUGGACUACUGUUCUUGUCCCAGCACACAAGCACCAGAGCUAUGCCCAACUCUUGCCAGCUAUUGUACUGUAUAUUCCAAAUUAUGCCGUGUUAAUUUUGACUAAAUAUAUAACUAAAAAUGUUCAGUGGCUAUUUCCACAAGGAUGAGACUAAGACUAGCUAUAAAUAGAUCUUUGAUGAUACAAUCUCUGACGGAAAAUAUGUUUAAUUCUUUAUCAAGGAGACUAAAACAAGACUAAAAUGUUACUGCUAUACUGUUGAGCAUUUAAAAUUUAUAUUUCUCCACUGUGUCUAUAAUCAAUAAAAGACAAUCAGAGAAGCAGAGAGAGCAUUAACAUAUGCUAGUAUUUUCGUCAGUGUGUUUUAAAGUAAUUAAAGUGUUAAUCAGGCAUUAAUGUAAGUAUUUAACAUUUUUAUUAAGGGUGACACUUUUUAUUGCAUUUUAAAAUUCUACAUUUUGCAUUUGAAGUUGUUCUUGUGACAUUAUGGAUUUUUAUAGUGUCUUAACCUAACUGUAACUGACUUCCUGUUUGGAUAAAGAUCUGAGUUAAUAGGUAGAUUGAAGAUUAAGACAUGAACUAAACCAUGAAAAAAUUUUAAACGUCAAUUAGGGCUGGCCAAUUAAUGGAAAAUUAGAUUAAAUUGCAAUAUGGCCUGCUGCAAUUUUUAAAUCACAAAAGGUGCAAUAUUUCUUUGACCUGAAAUUUGUGUUAAAAUACCAGUUUUAAACUUUUUUUGUGGCAGAGAUAUUAUGCAUGAUAUAUGCAAUCAUUCAAGUGACAUUUUUUUUUUAGGAUAGUCAAUAAAAAUCCUACCUUCUUAAUUUUUGUACUUUUUUCUUAUUAAAUAUGAGAAUGACAAAACCCCUUCAAUGCAACAAUUCAUAUCCAAUUUGCAAUACGCGUCAAAGUCAUCAGAAUGUGAUAUUUUUAAAGAAUUGUUCAGCCCUAGUUUUGGAAUAAAAGAAAGCGAAGGAGUAAUCGUGUAUCAAAUCACAAUCAAGAAUUAAAACAAGAAAAGCACUCAGAGAGUGCAGACCUCCGCCAUUAGCCCUAUCUCCCAAUAGUAAAGAUUCCUUCAAAAAAUUCCUGGAUCCAGACAGUGAUCCAGAUC